Knipowitschia caucasica is the source of this 660-nucleotide messenger RNA. Lineage: Eukaryota; Metazoa; Chordata; Actinopteri; Gobiiformes; Gobiidae. The record is from the annotation of a GenBank genome assembly.
AUGUAUGUGAAGUUAAUUUCUUCAGAUGGCCAUGAAUUCAUUGUGAAACGAGAACAUGCUCUGACCUCUGGAACUAUCAAAGCUAUGCUGAGUGGACCAGGGCAGUUUGCAGAGAACGAAACCAAUGAAGUGAACUUCAGAGAGAUCCCAUCUCAUGUCCUCUCUAAAGUCUGCAUGUACUUUACCUACAAGGGGGUUUCCAUCAUGGCGUCGAUGCAGAAACGGUUACAAAAAGAAUUACUAGCCCUGCAAAAUGAUCCACCCCCAGGAAUGACGCUCAACGAAAAAAGUGUCCAAAACACAAUAACACAGUGGAUUGUGGAUAUGGAGGGAGCCCCUGGCACUCUGUACGAAGGAGAGAAAUUUCAGCUGCUUUUUAAAUUUAGUAGUCGUUACCCUUUUGAUUCACCUCAGGUAAUGUUCACGGGAGAGAAUGUACCUGUCCAUCCUCAUGUGUAUAGCAACGGCCACAUUUGUUUAUCUAUUCUAACGGAGGAUUGGUCACCAGCCCUCUCAGUGCAAUCUGUUUGUCUUAGCAUUAUCAGCAUGUUGUCAAGCUGCAAAGAGAAGAGACGACCCCCAGAUAAUUCAUUUUAUGUAAGAACGUGCAACAAAAAUCCAAAGAAGACAAAAUGGUGGUAUCAUGAUGAUACAUGCUAA